Lytechinus pictus (painted urchin) is the source of this 4939-nucleotide messenger RNA. RefSeq names its product coiled-coil domain-containing protein 112-like. NCBI's taxonomy places the organism in Eukaryota, Metazoa, Echinodermata, Echinoidea, Temnopleuroida, Toxopneustidae. Bases 17 to 1549 code for a protein of 510 amino acids. The record is from RefSeq and is a predicted model, not a curated record. The transcript is spliced from 13 exons.
AUUUGAUAAAAAUAAAAUGGCGGCACCCAAAGCAAAAAUAGACAGUGGAAGAUCUUCAUCUAGGAGCUCUUCCAGAAUGAAUAGUGGCAGGACAUCAUCAAGAACAGGCAAUAAAGCCACCUGGAUCCACAAGAGCUCUCCGGAUCAAGUCAAGAAAAUUGAACUACUAAGGGAGCUUGACCAGCUAGAGAAAAAGAUUGCUGCUCUAGAAAGAGAAAAACAAGCACAUGUCUACAGCAAGCGGAGUGAGUUUAGACAAGACUACCUUCCUCUGGAAGAAUUGGAAUCCAAGACAGUCAACGACAGGAGAAAUGAAAAGGUGAAAGUCAGAGGGCAGCUAGAAAAGAUGAGGAGUACCGUGGAUAAAUUCCAACACCAGCUACAGAAUGUGAAACCUACCCCAGAAUUUGUAGAGAAGCUGAAGGAGACAAUGGAGGAUAUUGAGAGUGUCAUCAACUCCUUCAAGGAUCAACAGAGAACAAUUUACGAAGAACUGAUGAAAGAAGAGAAGACGUUGUGGCAAGAGAUAUCAGCUCUUGAGAAGAGGUUUGAAUCCUGGGCCCAAGCGCCCCCAAUAACCAUCCCCGUACCCACCAAGGCAUCGUCCAAACUACAGCCAGUGUCGUCGGCACGUAAUGCCGUGGCCUCCAUGCCUCCUGAAGUGGCAGCUUUUGAGCGUUUUUUGCAGCAAACGGGAGGUCACAGAGGUGGUUGGGAUGAGUAUGAUCACACUACAUUCAUGAAGAUCAGAAUUAAAUUCAAGGGAAGACCAGCAUUCAUGGAUGAAGCAGCCGUGUCUCUGCCCGGUAGAGAUAUGAUUGAUGUUAAAUGCCAUGAGAACUGGUAUCAGGAAUACAGUACUCUCCUUCAGCGCAAGAAGGAGGCUAUUCAGAAAUGGAGACUUGUGAAAGAAGCUCAGAAAGAUGAGCUGAUGUCCAACGUGGGAAAUGAGGAUGAGGAAGAGCUAGAGGUGGCACAGAGAAAAGCAGAACUCAAAGCUAAGAGGCUGGAAGAAGAAAAAAGGGAGAAAUAUGAAAAACUCAAUGCUUGGAAAGUGCAAAAGGAAUUGGAGAAAGCUGAAGAGGAAGAGAGGAUAUUGGAAGAAGAGUACAAGAAAGCGAGGAAACAAGAGCAGGAGAGACAACGAAAGAUGGAGGAGAAAGCCAAGGUUCAGAUGCACAUCCAGCAGAGGAAAGAAGAAGACCUGCUUCGUCAGAUGGAAGAGGAAAGGAGACGAGAGGCGGAGAGUGAAGAAAAGAGGAGGAUCGCUGCCCAGGAGAGGGUCCGCUUCCUAGAGAGAGACAAGCGACAGAUGGAAGAGAGAUUAGCCAAGGAGAAGGCCAAGGAGGAGGAAGAGAAGAGAAAGAAAGAGAGGUUGCAAAGAAUAAAGGGCCAGGUUGAAGUGCAAGCCAAGCGUGAUCCUACCAGACUCUAUCAACUCACAGCCGGAUGGAAGGAGAGGAAGAAAGAUACUACUGCUACAGGAAAUGGACCAGUCCUUCAUAUACCGCACAGAGCCGUGCCAUCCUGGAGGGGCGGGCCAUCUUGAUUCUUUCACAACUUGACAAGAGUAGUAUGGAUCGUCAGUGUUUCUAUGUCCCGUGCAAACCUUCUACCUGAUAUCGGCUCAUCUCAGAGUUUCCAUGAGGUUACUUCAGGUGUCACGACUCUUGGACAUUUUCAAAACCUUGAUCAGCUGUGUGUAUACUGUAUGAUUAUUUAUUAAAUGCACUUUGGCAAUAUAUGAUGAUAGACCACUUAUCAGAGAUACAAUAUAUACAGUUAACGCUAAAUAGACUGGGCUAUUUCGACGCAUAAGAAGACGGGGGAGGAGGGUCUGUUUCAGCCCCCCCCCCCUUAUGAUCUCGGCCGUCAAUCACGCGAUCGCCAAAAAAAUUGGCACACGCAUUACCCAUGUCAUAAUCUACAAAACUAUUAGGUCAAAUUCUGUGAAAAAUCUCAUUGCUAAUUAAUUAUGCUAAUUUAUGCGUAAAAUAAAAAAAUUGCUCCAACUAAACAAUGCCUCUAAAAUGACAAUUUUUGGUUCACAGACUCUUUAUAGGAAUCUGAUAAAAUGUACUUUAUAAAAUUUCAACAUCACAUUUAUUUUCUUAUGUAUUUUAUUGUUUUCUAAAUUUCUUAUAUAUUACCUUGUUCUUUUACUUUUUGUUUUUUAUUGUUUUUUUUCAGUGGGAAUUGUUGGUGGCUUUAUUUUGACCAUAAAAAAACGAAAUUAAUUGAUUUUAAUCGGUAAAAGUAAAAAUAAUGAUACAUUUAUGAAUUUUGGCUAAAAACACAAUUUGCAUUGGAUUUGUACACAAAUUCAUGUUUUUGAGCAAUUUGGGGUCUGCAUUUCUUGGAUCCAAUGAUAGUGACCGUCACCUGGUUAUGUGCAUCUUUAUACGAACAUACAGGUGUUGUGACAAUAGCAAUUAUCAUGAAUAUCAAGACGUAUCUGAUCGCUUAAAGACGGAUCAGUUUCCCCGGUCUUAGUUUUGUUGGCUGAUACCCUCUUUCAGCAUGUGCCUUUCAAUCAAUAUGCUUCAUAUUUGGAGCAGCAAACUUGAGAAGCAGACAAUUUUUGUGAUAUAAAAUAUGAUAUUAUUCGAUCCGGACACUUCCAGACGCGCAAGGAUCUCAGUAACAUUGAGAGACACACGAUCUAUACACGCUAUGUGCCACAUAUAUCUGGAAUAUUAUGGAGAAACUUGGGAAAAUGAACUUAAAAAUGGUUAACAAUCAAUGACAAAUUUGCCUCUAUUAAAAUAUUUGCCGACAUUGUCCAAAAUAAAACACAUGGAACAGAGAUUACCAAAGGUAAACAAGAACUGCACAUCAAUUUUCCAUGAUUUAAGUGAUUGCGCAUACAAUCUGUGAAAUAUAAAGUUCCAUAAAGUUCCAAUGACAAACUGCUUCAGGCCCUUCUUACGGUAACGAUCAUCUGAUCACAGGAUCAAAGUAGACGUAUGAAGUAUGAAGAGGAUGUUAUUCAGACGACAAUAUCAGUCAUCUGUUAGUGAAUUCAGUAUCUAAGCGAUGAAUGUCCAUCUCUUCAUAGGUCCAUGAUCAAACCUUCACCAAUAUUUUCAUGAAUUUUUACUUUUAUGAAAACCAACUAUUCUUCAUGGUGUUCUUCCCCUUUAAACACACAAGCAUUUUUUAAUGUUUGAAUUAUGCAUCUAAAUGGAAUUUGAUUUUUCUGAGGUUUCACUUGCAAUUAUACAUUGGACUUAUCUUUGACGAAGAAGAUCAAAUAUUAUCCGUUGUUCAAUUAUUAAAGGUCAAGUCCACCCCAGCAAAAUGUUGAUUUGAAUAAAUAGAGAAGAAUCAAACUAGCAUAACACUGAAAAUUUCAUCAAAAUCGGAUGUAAAAUAAGAAAGUUAUGGCAUUUUAAAGUUUCGCUUAUUUUUCACAAAACAGUGAUAUGCAUAACUCAGUGACAUACAAAUGAGUCAGUUGAUGAUGUCCAUCACUCACUAUUUCUUUUGUUUUCUAUUGUUUGAAUUAUACAAUAUUUCAUUUUUUACAGAUUUGACCAUAGGGACCGACUUGACUGAACCAUAUAAUAUUAAACAAUGCUAAUUCCACAUGUAUUGGGAGGAACUAAUCACUGUUUCACUUGACAAUGAGGAGAAAAUCAGAAUAUUUCAUAUAAUAAAAUACAAAAGAAAUAGUGAGUGGAUGACGUCAUCAGUCUCCUCAUUUGUAUACCGACCAGGAUGUGCAUAUAACUGUUUUGUGAAAUUAAGCGAAAAUUUAAAAUAUCAUAACUUUUUUAUUUUACAUCCGAUUUUGAUGAAAUUUUCAGUGUUAUGCUUGUUGGAUUUUUCUCUUUUUAUUCAAAUAAAUUUUUUGUUGGGGUGGACUUGUCCUUUAAAAGGCCCAGAGCUAAAAGUGAAAUUGACAAAUGGGAGAUAAUUAUCAAGAUACAUAGCACAAGAAUGUACGUUUUAUUCAUAUUUCCCUCUUGACAACUGAGUAUUUUGCUUAAGAAAAACUCAAAUAAACAGGCUUUAAAAAAUAGGCUUUCUAGUGCUUUUCACUGGCCUCUAGACUGUGGCAUUAUUGUUGUGUUGGAAGGGUUGUGAUUCCAUAGGUUUGUACAGAAAAAAAUUGGUGAUUUUUCUGCUUUUCAGAUAAUGAUUUUUUUUUUCAAUUUGCUGAAGAAAAUGGCACUGACAAUUAUUCAGUGCUCGAAUGGAUGGAAACAUACAACUCUUCACAAGUAUAGUUUUUUUGUGUGUGAUUUCGUUAUUUGGCUCUUAUUGUGCCUAAACUGCUGUCUGGAAAAGUUAUUACACACAAUCUGAAUGCCGAUAGAAUUGGGAAGCUGCAUCAAAUAAGCGGGAAAUGGAAUAUGGCAAAAAGUAAUCCAAUGAUGUAGAUUUCCUCCAUCCAAGCUUGCAGGAAAAGAUAUGUAUGAUAUCUACGAAAAAGAGAAGAAAAUAAAAUGUGUAAUCUGAAAAACAGAAAAUUCACCCAGUUUUUUCUGUGUGUAUGAUAUCUACGAAGAAGAGAAGAAAAUAAAAUGUGUAAUCUGAAAAACAGAAAAUUCACCCAGUUUUUUCUGUGUACAAACUAAUAAAAUCACAACGCUUCUAAUACAACAAUACGUCAUGAUCUUAAGGGCUGGUGAAAAAGGACAAGAAAACCUAUUUUCGAAGCUCGAUAAUUGGAGCUAUUCUUAAACAAAAUACUCAGCAAUUAAGUGGUGAAGAAAGGAAUCAAGCUUACAUUUCUGUGUUAAGUGGUUCAUGAAGCUUUUGAUAUGUCUAUUUCACUUUUGGGUCCGGUCUGGGUCUUUGAGUAAUUUGCAUAAAAUUUGAAUUUGAUCUGAAUAUUGUCAUCUUUACCUACCAGAUUCUUUCAUUUUAUUUGUAAGCUUUUAGAAUGAUACAUGUAUUAGAGGUCUUUACAAUAAUAAUUAUUUCAAUUUAA